This is a messenger RNA of Hymenoscyphus albidus, 2043 nucleotides long. The record is from the annotation of a GenBank genome assembly. Lineage: Eukaryota; Fungi; Ascomycota; Leotiomycetes; Helotiales; Helotiaceae.
CGCCAUCGUUUUCGCUCAAUCCACCCCCAAAUUCUCUACGCACACGCGGGCUCUGCUUUGCAGCUUCUUCAACGUCACAGCGUACACCAUACGAUGCAUUUAUCAACCUUGCUUCUAGCGCUUGGUUUCUGUUUUUCGGUCGCUGUAUACAUUUUUCGAAGCCCCUCGAUCAAGAGGCAUGGAAAAGCGUUGAAGUGAGUGAUUUACAAACGUGAUGAGCCGCCCCCACUUCCAAGUUCAAUGUACCACAUGAACUUCCCCAAACCUAUUCCCCCUUUCCUGGAGUUGAGAAGCGACAUCUUCGAAAGCAGGCUUUGGGGAUGUUACUUACUGAUCUUCACAUAGACGACCACCAAAUACACUACCCCUCGCAGGCAAUGGCCUUCUAUUCCUCCAAGCACGCCACAAGCUCUUCUCGUGGUUCGUAAAAUGUGAAAGACAAUUCGGAUUCGAGACCUUUCAGAUAUCCGUUCCUUCGCUACCACCCGGGGUUGUCAUCAAUGACCCCAAGAAUCUUGAGUAUGUCUUUAAGAACGAGGGGAUAUUUUCGAAGGGUGAUUUCUUUAAGCGUCGGUCUUGGGAUUUGUUUGGUGAGUGUUCUUUUUAUAGAAAGUAAGUGGUUGAUGUAGAUGGUACUAAAUAAAGAUAGGCAAUGGUAUUAUAAAUGCUGAUGGAGAGUUAUGGAAAGUGCAGCGGAAAGCUGGUUUGCAUUUUUUGAAUAAUGCCAAUUUGAAGGUCUUUACUGAAGUUGCUCUUCCUCGAUAUCUUGAGGAAAGUGUGAGGGCUCUUCAAAAGGAGAGUUUUGUGGAUUUGCAGGAUGUUCUUCAUGGUAGGCUCACUCUCGUCAUAUAUUCGACCUAUGUUUAUUCUCUAAAUUGUACUAAUUCUUCAAUAAAAUGUUCCGACUGAUACCUGGUCAUAGAGUUGACAACACAGCUGAUGGGACGCAUGGCAUAUGAUGUACGUCUAUUCCCCCAACAACCUUAUGUUUCGAUCAUCGAUAUGCUAAUUGUCUUUCCGGCAUAGAUGGAGAUGCAUCACUCCGAUCCAUUCUCAAAAGCCUUCGACUUCGCAUCUGGAGCCACUGGAGAAAGAUUCCAGAAUCCUCUCUGGCAGAUUACUGAAAUCUUUUUAGGUGGGAGGUUUAGAGAUUCCGUUAAGAAAGUCAAGGCGUUCGGCUCGAAUAUAGUUUCUAAAGCCAUCUUGGCCAGAAAACAAAAGGAUGAAUCUACAAGUAAGGCUACAGUAUCAGAAAUGAGGAAGGACGAAGAUAUCAUGAGCAUAUCUGGGAGUUUGAUAAACUCACUUUUGGAAUCCAUCGAGGAUCACCAAAUGGUUGCUGACGCCGCCUUGAAUUAUCUCACGGCUGGUAUGAUUUCCACCACACUUUUUUCCCUCACCGAAAGACCCUCUAACAAUUCCUGUACAGGAAGAGAUACCACGGCACAAGCACUUACAUGGGCCUUCUAUCUGUUAAUGCGCCAUCCCCACACCAUUCAAAAACUACGCACCGAAAUCACCAAUCUCAACAACCAAACCCCAUCCGCUUCAUCUGACCAAGAGCCCGACCCCUCAACAGCAAAAUACAGCCUGACAUCCAUCCCCUACGCCAUGGCCAUAUUCUACGAAACCCUCCGUCUCUACCCACCCGUCCCCUUCGAACUCAAACAAUGUUCUCAACCCACCACCCUCCCAGACGGAACCUACCUCCCCAAGGACUCCAUCCUCGUCUGGGCAACCUGGGCCAUGAACCGCUCGCACACGACUUGGGGUCCAGACGCCGACUCCUUCAUCCCAGAACGAUGGUUAGACCCAGCCGGAAAUCUGAUAUCCAGGUCCGCAUUCGAGUUUCCUGUCUUUAACGGUGGAUCACGAACCUGUCUGGGCAAGAAGAUGGCGGAGAUGGUGGCGGUGCAGACGAUUUGUACGUUGGUUGACAAGUUCGAUUUCGAGGCUAUGGAUGGGAGGGAGAGGGUUAGCAGGAAUAGUUUGACGCUGCCGAUGGAGGGGGGUUUGGGUUAUUUUGUUCGGGUUAGGCGAUGA